Molecule: messenger RNA, 2040 nt
Organism: Hypomesus transpacificus
Lineage: Eukaryota; Metazoa; Chordata; Actinopteri; Osmeriformes; Osmeridae
Gene: dnajc30a
Exons: 1
Coding region: 25-1158 (377 amino acids)
Source: RefSeq, a predicted model, not a curated record
GUAAUUUUCUUGGUCACAGCAAAAAUGGCGGAGGUCAGGCUGGGAACUAGCAAGCGAGCCUACACUUACUUAAAAACCACAUACUCUCAGUCACCCCUAAGGUUUGAAGGCAAAGGUGCGAUACAAGCGGCAACUGUAACAGUUAACCGAUUGGAUGACGCAAAAAAUAACCGAGAUCAAACCCAGCAGAUUUUUAAAUGGAGUCAAGCUGUCGGAAUUCCUUGGAAGGGCAUGAGGUUUGAAAUCACAAGGACUCCGUGCGGUCUAACGGACGUUAUAGUUGUCAACAAACUUUGCCACGACCUUGGAUUGAAACGUUACCGGGAGGAACUGCUUUGUGCAUUUCAACAGAACAACGUUGACAAUCAGCUGCCUGAUACACGCAGUGAGCCGCUAUGUUUUUGCCUCAGUUCGCCUCUAAAGCCAGACAGUCAGGUCAAACUCAUGGCCAGAUUGUUUAGCAGGAGGGGAAGCUGUCUGUUGGUGCCCACCACAAAGUUCGACCAGAAAAGGACAUUCAGCACGGUGCUGUUUACAAAUAGGCAACCAAGAGUGACAUCUAAUCUGCUAAAUAGUUAUGAACAGCUACUGAGUAGGUGUUACGGCAGCAGUGACGGUAACUCGUCUGAGACUCUAUACAAAACCAAAACCGGAUAUUAUGAUAUCCUUGAGGUAAAUCCAAACGCAACCCACGCUCAAAUAAAAACAGCUUAUUACAAACAGUCUUUCAUCUACCAUCCGGACAAGAACGCAGGUAGCGAGCACGCUACUCUCCGCUUCUCUGAUAUCAGCGAGGCUUAUCAUGUUUUGGGAAAUAAAGGUUUGAGAAAGAAAUACGACCGAGGUAUUUUGAGUCAAUCAGAUAUUACAGGAGCCAGUAGACCUACAGGAAAGGGCACCAGUAGUUCAACGUCUCAGCAAACCAGGGCUACACAGUCUGCUGCUGUGGGCAUAGACAGUCAAAACAUCUUCGACUUUGACAAAUUCUACAAGUCUCACUACAGUGAACAACUUCAAAGAGAUAAGGAACUGCGCCAAAGAAAAGAAGAUUUAAUGAGGAAGAAACAUGCGGAUUUAAAGGACAGGGAGGUGGGUAGAAUGCUGGAGAUGGGCGUAGCAAUGCUGGUGGUAAUGGCAGUGAUCAUUUUGAUCAAUUGAAAUUGACACUGGUCUUGCACGGGACAUUACUUCAGCUUAAAUCACAGGAUACACACAAGGUGUGAGUGCAGUGGACAUCAGAACAACAAACAUCUGUCAACAAAAAUGAUUGGUCAUCAUUUUUGCAAUCUCUGCUUUCUAGUUUCUCUAGGAAUCACAAUCUGCUAUUGAAAAUGCUAUACGCCUAAAUAUGUUUUAAGCUAAAACCAGGCUAUAAGUGAUAUGACCACACCACAAAAUACCACUCUUCUGUACAAUUUACCACCACAUUGUCCGUUUUAAAACCAGUCUGAAAUGUAAAAGUGGGAAAGAUGGAAGGUAUGCUGUUGGCAGUGAAAUAGUUCAAUAUUCAAAGGAAUAGUGUAAAGUUAGUUGAAAAGUGUUUCAGUCUGGGCAAUUUCACUUGGAUUUGUCAUAUUUCAUAUUACGGAGAAGGGAAUUGAAAAUAGCAUUAUCAACGUGUCACUGAGAGCCCAGAUGUAAUGAAAAUAAAACACUCAAUUCCUCUGGCUUUUAUAUUUGAUGUGAAGGACUGGACAUUUUGUUUGAAAAUGAAGCAAAACGACAAAUGGAUUAAAUACUUGAGCAUCCUUUCAAUGAGGUGAUUCUACACUUUCAAAGCUGUACAAGGGAGUGCUUGUGCAUGCUUUGUGCACUUUGAACCAGUAGCCCUUCGAUGAACAUGAAACGUGGAUUAAAGGUUCCAAGAUUGGCUUGACCUCUAGUGGAAGAUGGAGGAAAUCUUUCCCAAGAGACUUAUGCCAGUGGAAAGUAAUGUGUAUAUUAAAUUGCCGGAAAAAUGUGCCUUUAUUUAACCACACGUUCUAUGUAAUUAAGAGGAAUAAAGUAUUUAUGAUAUGCUCAUUGAAGCAUUACAUUGAA